GCGAGCCAUCCAGCAGCUGUAAAGCGCUUAGAGGCCGGAAUAACGACCUGCCUUGCGCUUUCCGGCUGUCGUGGGAGAGGCAUCUGGGCUCGGACAGGGGCCGCCAUGGGGAAGGUGAAUGUGGCCAAGUUGCGUUACAUGAGCCGAGAUGACUUCAGGGUCUUGACCGCGGUUGAAAUGGGCAUGAAGAACCAUGAAAUUGUUCCCAGCAGUUUGAUUGCUUCUAUAGCCAGCCUUAAACAUGGUGGCUGUAAUAAAAUUUUAAGAGAAUUAGUGAAACAUAAACUCAUAGCUUGGGAGUGUACCAAAACUGUCCAGGGCUAUCGGUUGACAAAUGCAGGAUAUGAUUACCUAGCUUUGAAAACACUUUCUUCUAGGCAAGUAGUUGAGUCUGUUGGAAACCAGAUGGGUGUUGGCAAAGAAUCAGAUAUUUACAUUGUUGCAAAUGAGGAAGGACAACAAUUUGCAUUAAAGCUUCACAGACUAGGAAGAACCUCGUUUCGAAAUUUGAAAAACAAACGUGAUUAUCAUAAACAUAGGCAUAAUGUGUCUUGGCUUUAUUUAUCGCGUCUCUCUGCCAUGAAGGAAUUUGCCUAUAUGAAGGCAUUGUAUGAGAGGAAAUUUCCAGUUCCAAAGCCAAUUGAUUACAAUCGUCAUGCAGUUGUCAUGGAACUCAUAAAUGGUUAUCCACUGUAAGUAUUCAUUAUUCUUAAAGCCAUGAAUGCUGAUAAAUGAAUUUAGGUUUCAGG
This is a messenger RNA of Mandrillus leucophaeus (drill), 749 nucleotides long. RefSeq names its product serine/threonine-protein kinase RIO2-like. Gene Ontology annotation, molecular function: protein serine/threonine kinase activity; ATP binding. The record is from RefSeq and is a predicted model, not a curated record. Lineage: Eukaryota; Metazoa; Chordata; Mammalia; Primates; Cercopithecidae. The transcript has 5 exons. Gene Ontology annotation, biological process: maturation of SSU-rRNA; protein phosphorylation. Gene Ontology annotation, cellular component: cytosol; preribosome, small subunit precursor; nucleus. Bases 106 to 696 code for a protein of 196 amino acids.